Messenger RNA from Cotesia glomerata, 1365 nucleotides. Its product is annotated as thioredoxin-related transmembrane protein 1-like. The transcript has 5 exons. The record is from RefSeq and is a predicted model, not a curated record. Bases 134 to 967 code for a protein of 277 amino acids. Lineage: Eukaryota; Metazoa; Arthropoda; Insecta; Hymenoptera; Braconidae.
GCCAAGUGCCAUUACCACGUUGAUGAAAGGCGGUAGCAGAGAGUGCGUGAUUAGUAUUAGUUCCAUUAAUCAAGAUCAAGGUAUCCAAGGACAAUAAUAAUAAAGUACCGGCGAUUUUACAAUAAUUAUUAAGAUGUCUCGUUCCAUUGGAGUAUUAUUAUUGUUCUGUUUUGGUAUAAUUGCCUUUUCUAAUGCGGCUAUUGCGAAAAAAACUUCCUCUGUUGAUCAAUUUACCGAAGACAACUGGAGUCUCAUGCUAACUGGAGAAUGGAUGGUAGAAUUCUACGCUCCUUGGUGUCCAGCGUGCAAAGAAAUGGAGCCCACAUGGUCGUACUUGGGUGACAUGAAAAAGAGUCUGGGUAUAAACGUGGGCAAAGUCGAUGUCACUGACUCUCCUGGGUUAAGCGGUAGAUUUAUGGUUACUGCGCUUCCUACAAUUUAUCAUGUAAAAGACGGUGAAUUCCGUCAGUACAAGAGUCCAAGAGACCGUGAAUCGCUUGUUGAUUUCAUAAGGUCAAAAACAUGGAUGAAAGUUGAACCCGUAUCAAGCUGGAAGAGCCCAACGUCUAUUCAAAUGACUCUUAUGAGUAAAUUCUUCAAAUUAUCUCAAGUUUUGCGGGCUAUCCAUAAUCAAUUGAUGGACGAUUACGGAUUACCAACAUGGGGAAGUUACUUUAUUUUUGCUGUCGCCACUAUCAUCAUGGGAGCUCUUUUAGGAUUGGUGAUCGUAUGCGUUAUCGACUUCUUCUCUCCCCCUAAGCACGCCAAGGCAGUUGUUAACAAGAAGCGCAAAGAUUCGAGUGAAUCGUCCCAGGAUAAAGCAUCUGAUGAAGACGAACUGGAUGAAAACAUAAAAGAUGAUUUAGUUGAUGAGGAGGCCAGUGAUUCAGAGAAGCAAAGCAGUAAAAAGAGCUCUGCUGCAAAUAGUCCUAAUGCGCGUAAACGUAAAACACGUAAAGCUGACUGAUUAUAUUCACUAUUUUUAUCUUAACUUUACGUUUAUACAUUCGCAAUUGUAUUAACGGUUGUUUUAAUUAACUACUGACUGAUUUAAACACAUCAAAUAAUGGCAUUUUGAUCAUCGAGAUCAUAUUUUUAUUUUUUCAUUAAUGUUGCAUUAAUUAAUAAUUGAUUUUUCUAAUUAUUUAUCUUGCAAUUUUUAAUAGUUACUUUAAUUUAGUUGAAUAAUUAAUUUUUUAAAUAUUUGAGUAUUUUCAAUCACAUUAAAGCAGUUUACAAUUACAUUAAACAAAUAAUUAUUUUCAUCAGCAUUUAAUUUCAACGCUAUUAUCCAAAUGAUCUUUAUAAUAUUCAUUUUAAAAAAUUUGUAUAAAAAAGAUUUUAAUAAAUAAAAACAAAAAUUAA